This is a messenger RNA of Aspergillus ibericus CBS 121593, 1166 nucleotides long. RefSeq names its product RTA1 domain-containing protein. The record is from RefSeq and is a predicted model, not a curated record. Bases 65 to 997 code for a protein of 310 amino acids. NCBI's taxonomy places the organism in Eukaryota, Fungi, Ascomycota, Eurotiomycetes, Eurotiales, Aspergillaceae. The transcript has 3 exons. Gene Ontology annotation, cellular component: fungal-type vacuole; plasma membrane.
AGCAUAGUUUCAUAUCCAUCAGCGUUUCUAGUAACUCUUUUCAAGACCUUGUCAAUCCUAAACCAUGUCUUCUUCUAACGACAACAGUCUCUAUGAGGGCUGCAAAGCCUACCAAUCGAGUGUCAGCACCUCCUAUGGCUAUAUCCCGUCCGAAGCCGCUGGUAUCGCAUUUUGCGUCCUCUUUGGGUUAUCCAUGAUGGUUCAUGUCAUUCAAUUCUGCUGGAAACGGACGUGGUGGUGCAGUCUGUUUAGUAUUGGAUGCAUGGUGGAAGUACUAGGUUGGGCGGCUCGUCUUUGGGCAGCCAUAUGCCCCUACAACUCGACUGCAUUUAUGAUCCAGAUCUCCACGUUGAUCAUCGCGCCCACCUUCUACACGGCCGGAAUCUAUGUCCUCCUCGGCCGGUUCAUUCAACUCUUCGGCCCCGCAUCGUCGAUGCUCACCCCGAAACGCUACCUCUGGAUCUUCUGCACCUGCGAUGUGGUGUCUCUUGUGAUCCAAGCCGCAGGUGGUGGUUUGGCAUCCUCCGAGUCCGACGAAGUGAAUGGGGACACUUCGCUCGGCACCAACAUCAUGGUAGCCGGGAUUGUGUUCCAGCUGGCCUCGAUUUCCAUCUUCGUCAUCUGCGCCGUCGACUUUUUCCGUCGUUCGGUGCGCCUCGGUUACCGACAGGCGCUCGUCAAUGGACCUCUUUCAUAUCUGGUCGGCGCCAUGGUGUUUUCCGUGGUUUGCAUCUAUAUUCGCAGCAUUUAUCGGACCAUUGAGCUGGCACAGGGCUGGAGUGGGUACCUGAUCACCCACCAGACCUACUUCAUUGUGCUGGAUGGUGUUAUGAUGGUUCUCGCGGUGGCGGUUUUCAAUAUUUUUCACCCCGGGUGGCUGCUGCCCACGGACAUGGCCUUUGCGCUGCCGAAAGGCCAGGUUACUGUUGAAAUGGACGACGCCGAGGCACAACGGCUGCAUUCUAGCACUGAGUAUGCGGGGUAUGGACAUCGCUGACCGCCUAACUUGUUGCAUUGAGUUGUGCCUUCCUCUUUUUCUUGUUCUCAACUUGCAAUUUCCUUUGGCGCUUCCGGUUAGACAGGCGUACGUUUCUAUUGUUCUUUCUCAUCGUUCUAGAGCGUCCAAAUCUAUCUUCUUGUUGUACUUAGCGAGCUUCCACAUCCCC